AUGGCUUCCAAAGAGGCUGUCGUGUCUGAGCCUCAGAAAAGCCCGUCGAUUCAAAAUAGCAACGCUGAUUCCGAAGCCUCAGCAGGCCCAGAAAAUGGCAGCUGGGAAGCUCUCGAGGGGACGAAAUCAAUCGGCCUGAAAAAGGACCUGUCCUUGUUUGGCAUCCUGUCCGCAGGCUACAGUAUCAGCAACAGCUGGCUGGUGGUCGCCGCCAACCUGGCCAUCUCGCUCUUCUACGGCCCCAUGAAUACCGUCUGGGGUCUCAUCGCGACCACCAUCAUCUACGCUUGUGUCGGACUGACGCUGUGUGAGCUGGUGUCAGCAUACCCCACAACGGGCGCUCAGUACCACUGGACGUCCAUCCUGGCGCCAAAAGGAAUCAAUCGAGCUGCCAGCUAUUUCUGCGGCUUCCUCAGCUGGCUGUCAUGGUUGAUGAUGUGUGCGUCGAGCAUGGGUGCCAUGGCCAACGCCAUCAACGCCCUCGCCCUCAAUGCCAAUCCCGACUAUACAAUGAAGCCCUGGACCAUGUUCUUGAUCUACGUGGCCAUCAAUAUCCUCGCCCUUUCAUUCAACCUAUUCCUCCACCGAGGACUGGGAAAAUUCUACGAGUUUGGGUUCGUUCUCAGCUUGGUUUCCUUUGUGGUCAUCACAGUGGUAUGCCUGGUCCUGCAACAUAACAAACAAUCCUCUUCAUUUGUCUGGCUGAAUGCCACAGAUAAUUCGGGCUGGUCGCUAGGAACGCAAUUCAUGAUCGGACUCGCUGGGCCAGUCAUUGCGUUCAUGCCGCUUGAUGGAGCGGCACACCUGGUCGCAGAGGUCAACCGGCCGGCGAUCAUUGUUCCCAGGACUAUCAUCGCCUCUCUGGUCAUUUCGUUCGUAUCAUCGCUCGUGUUUGGCCUUUCGAUGAUGUACUGCAUCGGGGAGGUCACGUCGGUCUUGACGACACCUUCUGGCUUCAUCCUGUUCGAACUUUGGCUACAAGCCACGGGGUCACAGGCACCAGCCAUCGCAUUCACCAUUUCCAUCAUCAUCAUGCUGCCGAUUGGCAGCAUUGCCUGCCAGCAAGUGGCCUCCAUGAUGGCGCUCAGCUUGGGAUUGGACAAGGCCUUGAUCUUCCCCGGCACAUGGAGCACCGUGAACAAGAAGCUCAGCGCACCUGCCAAUGCUUUGCUUCUGAACUUCAGCCUUAUGUUCCUAGUCGGCAUUCUCUUCCUAGUGUCCACACUCGCAUACAAUGCAUUGGUUGGCACGGCGAUCGUCCUCCAGCAGAUUACCUUGGUUAUGCCGACCAUCUUUUUGUUGUACAACCGCCGCUCCGUCCAGGCUCUCCCACCAUCUCGUGCCUUUAAGCUACCAAAUUUGGUGGGCUGGACUGUGAACAUUAUAACAGUGGCCUGUUUGUCAGUCACGACCACCUUUUUCUUUCUUCCGGCCAGUCGUCCUGUCACCGCGAAAACCAUGAAUUACGCCUCUGUUGUGGUCGUCGGCUUUAUAACGAUCGCGGUAAUUAACUGGUUUGCCCACGCCAGAAAGCAUUACCACGGACCAAGGUCAAUUCAACUUCACGAGCACUAA
Messenger RNA from Exophiala aquamarina CBS 119918, 1575 nucleotides. RefSeq lists its product as uncharacterized. The coding region runs from base 1 to 1575 and encodes 524 amino acids. Gene Ontology annotation, biological process: transmembrane transport. Gene Ontology annotation, molecular function: transmembrane transporter activity. Gene Ontology annotation, cellular component: membrane. The transcript is spliced from 6 exons. The record is from RefSeq and is a predicted model, not a curated record. NCBI's taxonomy places the organism in Eukaryota, Fungi, Ascomycota, Eurotiomycetes, Chaetothyriales, Herpotrichiellaceae.